Molecule: messenger RNA, 3853 nt
Organism: Coturnix japonica (Japanese quail)
Lineage: Eukaryota; Metazoa; Chordata; Aves; Galliformes; Phasianidae
Gene: SUB1
Product: SUB1 regulator of transcription
Biological process (GO): positive regulation of transcription initiation by RNA polymerase II
Molecular function (GO): transcription coactivator activity; DNA binding
Source: RefSeq, a predicted model, not a curated record
UCCUCCCCGUCACGUGGCACGGCGCGGGGGCGGGGGCUCGGCGCUGCGUCACUUCCGCUGGUCUCGUGGUGCAGCGGGGCAGCGAGCGGAGCACGACAAUGCCUAAAUCAAAGGAACUCGUGUCUUCAAGCUCAUCUGCAAGCGAUUCAGAUAGUGAAGUUGACAAAAAGGCAAAGCGGAAAAAGCAAGCAGCUCCAGAAAAGCCUGUAAAGAAGCAAAAAACGGGUGAGAGUUCAAAAGGUGCCGCUUCUUCAAAGCAAAGCAGCAACAGAGACGAGAAUAUGUUUCAGAUUGGCAAAAUGAGGUAUGUCAGCGUUCGUGACUUCAAAGGGAAAGUUUUAAUUGAUAUUAGAGAAUAUUGGAUGGACCAAGAAGGUGAAAUGAAGCCUGGCAGAAAAGGUAUUUCUUUAAAUCCAGAGCAGUGGAACCAGCUGAAGGAACAGAUUUCUGAUAUUGAUGAUGCAGUAAGAAAACUGUAAAGACAGAGCCAUACAGAAAUCUUUAUCACUUUAGUUGUUUCAAGCAGUCUUUUUACAUUGGCUUUUGUUUUCUAAAAUAUUGUUUUCCAAGCUAUUGUAUAUUUGGAUUGCAAAACGAUUUGUAAAAUGAAUAAUUUUUUAAUGUGCAUUAAACAUGUAUUCUGAGUGAGGCUAUUUGUGUAUACUUUACUAAAGGAAGUGUGUUGCUUUCACCUCAUGGUGUAAAAUAAACAAGUCAAGUAAUAUGUAAAGCUGUUUGUGUUUGUGGCCUUUUGUUUAAAGAUCUUUGCUGACAAGGCCACCAACUAGUUGUAGGCUUUUUAAAUUUAGUUAAUAGUUACUGAUACUAAGGGGAUUUAAAAAAUGUCUGUUUAAAUUCUUUGUUUUGUUUCAUAUCCUUUGCUGUUGCCCUCAGCUUUCAGCUUUAAAACUUGAUACAAACAGUGGAUACCUGGUAAAACACAUUUUUUGUAGAUAAUUUUAAAUACUGUAUUUGCUAAUUUACCCUAUUUAUUCAGUUGUAAACAGUCCUGAGUAUGUAGACUUUCUUGCAUAUUUGCAUGAAGUGUUAUGCUGAACAGUAACACUGGAACACCAUCCACACAUCAUCUGUUAUAAUUUUUGUAGAGCUUGCUUGACUUAGGAAAUACGGUUAGGUUUUAUUCAAGGACUCUAGAUCUUAGAAUGUGAUGCAUAAAACUUUUACAGUAAUAGACAUAUACCUCAGAGUAAGACAGUAUUUAAAAAGCUUCUGACUUGGUUAUUACUUUAGGUACCCUUUUCAAACUUUGCAUUAAAUUUAUUCUUGAACACAUUCUGAUCAGUUAUUCUAUAGAAAACGAGAUUUAAUAUCUCUUUGUAGGGCUUCUGAUUGUUUGAGAGCAUUGUGUAAACAACGCUGCUUAAACUGGGCUGUAACACAGGUUAAACAGUCACACAGGGUUAAAGUAUCUUCAGCCAAAACAUCAGGCUAUCAUCAUGCCUUUGCCCUGUCCUCACUGGCUGACCAAAUCAUUUAACUUGGCUUGCCUUGUGCAGCUAACACGUGCACAACUGUUAUCUUUUUUAGAGAAGGUAUUCAGUGCUUAAAUUGGAGCACUGGUACAUAGUGAAUCCAUGACUAGCGAACUUCAAUCAUUCACCAGUGUACUAUUCUGAUAGAGAAGCUUCUGUCCAUUGGGGAUUCUGCUAGACUAGGUGUUGUUUCAAAUUAAGGAAAUCUUUAAAGGUGUUGUGGCUAUAGAAUGAAAAAGGGAGAACAUGAUGUUUAUGUCAAGCUUGGAGAGAUAAUGGGCACUCCAGCAGAGAAAUUAACAUUGAGGGAUCAAAGUUAGCGGACUUAGAAAAAAUACAGUGAAGAACCUUUCUGUUAGCAGAAGUAGAAGGGAGUUCAUUUUUUGGCUGACUUCAGUUAACAGAAAGAAGAUGAUGAACCAACUUCAUGAGAAUUGACAUUUCAAGAGUAUGUAAUGAAUGUACAAUUUUUUUGUUCCACCCAUGAUUUUCCCAUUUGACGGCAAACUUAAAAGUGUUUUUAAACUUUAUAUAGAUAAACAGGAUUUGCUACUUAAUUCUGGACUAACUUAAUGCAAUUGUUUAUAAUGAAGACAUGCAUGGACAUCCUGUUCUGCUAAGUACCCUAUGCAGACUGUUCUUGUGCUGCAGAGUUUGUAAUUCAAUACGCGUAGUAAAUGAAGGGUGAGAGAAAGUGACUUACUGAUAUUAAAUAUGUAUUAUUUAAUUUAAAUAUUAUGUAAGGUACUUCAUUCUGCUUUUUAAAUUACUGAAAUAUGAAUUUAAGAACUACAGUGAGGUUGGAUAAAAGGUGAAAGGAUUUCUUAGGGUAGCUGCAUCAUUUUUGGGCACAACUUUCUGCAACUGCUAAUGAUGAGCAGAGACAUCUGGACCAAAUGAAAAUGAAAUAGCUGUUAACAUCAAUGCACGAAAUAAAUUCCUUUAGGGCUCUGAGAAGUUCUAGGUCUUUUAUUUUUAUUUUUUUUAAUUAUUAUCAUUUUUUUUUUACAGUAUGUAUUUACAGUUUUUGUUCCUUUAAAUACGAAGUUCUGUGACCAGAUUUUGUCUUCUAACCUCAGAACCUUCAUUUGGCUACCUUGAUGUGCAUGGUUAUCAGAACGGAUGGAACAUUGUCUUCAGUUAGGUUACUGUGGUAAUAAGUAAUUGGAUGACAGUUGUAUAUCAGAGUAUGAGAUAAUUAUGUUCAGGAAGGUGAAGAAUUAAAUUCAUUCAUUUGGAGAGAGUAAGUGAAAAAGUAUUGGUAUUGUGAUUAGUUCUCUCGUGGAAACUAGUGAUAGAGAUGUUCAAAUAAAUACUCCUAGUUCUUACAGACAACACUGUUACUGUAUUUGUGGGGAUAUUUACCAGAGCUGCUUAGCCUAUUUUACUAGAUAAAAUUUGAGGCACUUUGAUUUUGCUUAGCUUGUGUGUUGAAAAAUAGCUUUCCAAUCUGCCAGUUAUAUUUCUGCCUGUAACAUGGAUUAAAAUAUAUAUUUUUUACUUGAGCUGGUGUUAACAUCUGCAUGAAUGUCCUACCAAACAGGGUAGCUAAAUUAAACCCUCAGUUUCUCAGUUGACCUCAAAACUGAAAAUGAAUUGAGGGGGAAUACUUUCCAUCUCAGAUGACUGAUGGCUAAUUAGUUGACGUGUAUUUUAAACAUUCAGUGUUACUUUGAAAUUAAUAGUUGGUUGUGAUUUGUCGUGUGUUGUCUUCAUCUGUACUACUUCUUACUUGAGAACUCCAGUUUUUGGGUACAGAUUAUUUUCUUGCAGAUGAAAUAGUACUUGGGGGUACACGUAGAAGAAAAUUAUGCAUGUAUGAAAAGGCUAAUGUGGGGUAAAAAUAAACAGUAUUCACUUUCCCACUGGCAUUGCAACAGAUAUGUCUGCUGCGUGAUACUGAUGUAGGGCAUAUUAGCAACAUGUUAUAUAAAUUUAAUUACAAUGGCUCAGAGGAGGAAAAAUACAUCAGUUAGGCCAGCCAAAGUACCACGUGUUUACUAAAUCAGUGUCAUGUAUGAUGUUGCUCUUAUGUAGAAAUGUUCAUAUUGAAAUUAAAGAAAUGCAGCACAAAGUUUGAUAUUUCUGUUAAAGGAAAUGCCCCAUUUGCGUACUUCUUAUGUGGUCUGUUGGAAAACAAAAAAUUGGUAAUUGUAAUUCUGGUAAUUGAAAUGUCAUAUUGUUAACCAUGUAGAAUGUUUUUCUGGUGGUCUCUACUGCAGAGAAAUCUGCAAAAUCAAAUCUGGAAAUCUGAGCCCUCCAAUUGUAACUUUCAUGUUCAAAUAAAAAAAGUUAAAUGGCAAACGUGUAAUAAGAAUUUGAACUCUUGGAAAUAAAUGAAGACUUCUGUUGAAAUAGCA